UCCGCCGACGCCACAAACAUCAAGAAGAAGAAAAAGGAACUGAACAGGAAAUAUUCAUCUGAAUUCAAAGCACAGAAGAAGAGUGGACAGGUGUGGAGGAGCCUGUCUCUGUCUCAUGGAGACACCUGGAGACGAGCAGGUGAGACAAAGUCAGAGACCAGCGCUCAUCGACCGGCGGCCAUCUUGGCGAGAGAAGACAGUGUGUCCUCAGCUCUGCACCAGCAGCUCCAGGAGGGACCCCCCCAUCGCUGCUCACUCCCCGGCUGCAGCACCUCUUGCUGGGCAUCAUGGAGCCUGGAGGCCGACUGCCGCUCCAGGUGCUCGGAGAGAACGAGGCGCUGCAGCAGUUCUUCAGUGGUCAGGAUGUGAGCGGUGUGUUGGACAGUUCUGUCGCCGUGGAUACGAGCAUCCUGGAGCAGUACCUCAGUAAUGACAUGGACCCCAACAACUUCAUGCUCCCUGAGUCUCCUCCCGACUCGAGCUCGGAGGCCUGCUCACCUGCACAGAUACCAGACUUCCACUACGAGCCACCCUAUUGGUCCAACCAGCAGACCACCCAGGGAGUGUUCCAGCCAACACAUCGGAGUGCCCCCUCUUCGUCCUGUUGCUUUAAGGAUCGAGGCUCCACCCAUGCCCACCAUGAGCCACUCACCCAUGAUCAGCUCCGCAGUCUGGGCCUCACUAACAUCAAGUCUGGGACCUCGCCUUCCCCUCUGCACCAGCACACACACCACUCACCUGAACACACACACUACCUGAGUCCAGACAGCUGCUCGCAGGUUUACACCCCUCCAACACCUCCUUCGCCUCCACAGCCCCCCUCGAACGGCUACAGAACACCUUGUACUGUUUCAGGCCUGGUCCCAAAUUUAGCUACACCUACUUCAACCUGUUUGCUGGGAUCCUCCUCCACGCUACACAACUACUCUCCAGACAGUAAAAAGAGGAGAAGAUCUGAGUCUGAAGAACCAUCGGCAGGAAACGAGGCUUCCUGCAGUGAAGGUGGCAGCGUAGGGAACGCUGUAGGUGGUGGUGGACCCUACCAGCUGCUGACUUGGGAUCAGUACAGGCCAGAACAUUGGAGCCUUUUGUACAACAGCAGCUACCAGACACUGUCUUCUCCCGCCUACCACGUCGACACAGAUAAAGGCUUCAUCUACUCUGCGGCUGACGAGGCCUUCGUCUGCCAGAAGAAGAAUCACUUCCAGAUCACCGUUCACAUCGGCGUAGCCGCAGAGCCACAGUACGUCAGAACGCCCAGCGGACCGCAGGUGGUCGACCACUUCCAGAUAAAAGUGUUCGGGGUGAAGCUGGAAUCUCCGAGCCACCAGGUGACCAUUGAGCAAUCUCAGCCCGACCGCAGCAAGAAGCCCUUCCACCCUGUCAGAGUCAGUCUGCCCAGCGGUAAAAUCACUAAAGUAACACUCGGCCGACUGCACUUCAGCGAGACAACGUCCAACAACAUGAGGAAGAAAGGCAAACCCAACCCUGACCAGAGAUAUUUUCAGAUGGUGGUUGGUCUGUACGCUGCUGUGGCGGGAGGAGAGACUUUUCUCCUCACAGCUCUGGUGUCAGAGAGAAUCAUCGUCAGGGCGUCGAACCCGGGUCAGUUUGAGACGGACGGGGACGCCCUUUGGCAGCGAGGGCUGGUGCAGGACGCCGUGGUCUGUCAAGGACGAGUUGGCAUCAACACCGACGCCCCCGAUGAGGCCUUAGUUGUCUGUGGCAACGCCAAGGUGAUGGGCGCCGUCAUGCAGCCGUCCGACUGCCGCGCGAAGCAAAAUAUACAGGAGGUCGACUCUGAGCAGCAGUUGAAGAGAAUCACUCAGAUGAGAAUCGUGGAGUUUGAUUAUAAACCAGAGUUUGCGUCCACGAUGGGAAUAGACCACACCCACCAGACAGGUAUAAUAGCUCAGGAAGUGAAGGAGCUGCUGCCGUCGGCGGUGAAGGAGGUCGGAGACGUCAGCUGUUCUGAUGGAGAGAAGAUUCAUAACUUCCUCAUGGUGGACAAGGAGCAGAUCUUCAUGGAGAACGUCGGGGCGGUGCAGCAGCUGUCGAAGCUCACCGACAACCUGGAGACUCGAAUCAAAGAGCUGGAGGUCUGGAACUGCCGACUGGCAAAGCUAAAGAGCCUGACGGGCAGCCUGCGCUCCACCGGGAAGCCGAGGAAACACAGCAGUGUGUCGAUGAUGUCGAGUCCUGACGCUUGUAAGACUGGGACGGCUCAGAAGAAAGGCUGGAGUCACAAGUACAGCCACUGUCUGCAGCAUAAAGUCUUCCAGGCCAGCGUCUUCACCCUGCUGGCCACCAUGGCUUUCUGCAUCAUCUCUAUCACCGUUCUGUACCUAAUAAAUUUGAAGGUGGAAGACGCAGAAGACUUCCCUGGUUACAGUAACAACAGUGUGUUUCCGCUGCAGACCACCGCGUGGACCAGUACAGUCCCACCGACCAGUCAACCCGGACCCUGGCCACCAGACGUGGACUUCUGUGAGCUGCUGUACUGUGAUCACAUGUACUGCUGCACUCCACCAAGGGGGGUCAGCACUGACUCCAGCAACACCCUCACUGAAUUAGCUAAAGUAGAAAAGUCUAACCUGACAGAAAGAAGAAAAGAGAAAUUUCAGUUAAAGCUGAAAAGAGCCAGCGACUGGACAAACACCACCAUCCACACGUUCAUAAUCAAAGAGAACCAGCAGGUGAUUGACAGCAAAUACUGCCUGAGAGACGAGUGUGGGCCAGGUAGAUACAUCUACAGAGUUCCCAUCAGCCAGUUUGUUCCAUUGAACAUGAGGGUCACCCUGCUCAUGAAUUCUACGGAGCUGUUGGUGGUUCAUCUGUGUAGCUUUGAUGAGUCCGAAGCCUGCACCGCUAUGCUGGAUAUGAACACUGUCACUGGGAUCAGAUACCCAUCAGACACACAGGGAGAACAUGAAUGGCCUCUUCAUGUGUCUCGCCUUUAUCGCAGUUCGUAUCACUUUCGCUCUGCAGUGGCGGGUAAAGCAGACUGCAGUACUAACCAUAACUACGCGGGGGCGCUCUUCACUGACUACCACUUCUACUUCUACAGACGCUGCACAGACUUGUAGAAACACAGUUCAGAUAUUAGGUAUUUUCUUCUCCUACACAGAGAUGACAAUCAUAGAGCUAGAGGCACGUUGUCAUCACUUCUGCUUUUAUGCGCUUUUGAGCUGCAAAUGCAUUUUUAUUGUGAUGAGUCACUUUUGCUGAUAGAUUGUACUGCAAGCUCCUCAGAUAUCUCCUUUUAUGCUCUUUUAUUUACUGUCUUUGUCGCUUUGUGAGAAAGUGUUCGGCUAGUAGAGACACAGAAAAAAGGUGAGCCCACAAUUCAGCUCAACAUCAACAUCAACAUCCAGCCCUCCGAUAAUUAACUUUCAAUCAAAUGUCAUUAGUCAGAUAUGUUAAUUAAUAAUUUUUCCCCAGAAGGUGUUGCAAGAUAAAUCUGGAUAAUUUUCUGCUACACAAAUUAUCUUUAUUUUUAUGGACUUUAUGAAACGUUUGCUUCUUUUCUUGUGAAAUACUGGAGUGUUUUGCCAACCUAUAAUGAGGCAUGGCUCGGUGAUAAAGACUCUGAGAAUAAUGGCUGGAAUUUUAUUUAUUAUUAUUAUUAUUAUGAAACAAAAAUACUGACUAAAUUGAAAAAAAAUCUUCAAUCUAAGACUCUGUGAAAAGGCAGUAAUUAAAUAGUAGAAUAACAAAAUAAAUAGGAGAGUUGUGUCUGACUGAUGCAAAAUGUUAAAGUUACUUAUUAAAAAAAAGGUGAAACUGUUAAAAUGAAUCUUUUCUAUGAGCUGAACUGAA
Molecule: messenger RNA, 3819 nt
Organism: Larimichthys crocea (large yellow croaker)
Lineage: Eukaryota; Metazoa; Chordata; Actinopteri; Sciaenidae
Gene: myrfl
Product: myelin regulatory factor like
Exons: 24
Coding region: 288-3086 (932 amino acids)
Biological process (GO): positive regulation of DNA-templated transcription; protein autoprocessing
Cellular component (GO): endoplasmic reticulum membrane; nucleus
Molecular function (GO): sequence-specific DNA binding; DNA-binding transcription factor activity
Source: RefSeq, a predicted model, not a curated record